AUGCUAGACUUAUUUGCCGUUACUACAAAAGGAGGCAUCGUGCUCUGGAAAACAUCAGAUUCAGCUGCUUGUCAGAAAUGCUUACAAGUAUUAUUUUAUGAAGCUUUUUUGAGCGAACGCAGAAAUGUGGAAAAUUCGUUUCAUCAAGGUCGGUUUACGAUUCAAUUCCAAGAGUCAAUUCAAAACAGCAUUGUUUUUGUGGUUGCCUUCCAGGAUGCAAAAGCUGAAGCUUUUACGCAGACACUGCUGAAUAGUAUGCAUAACGUAUUUAUUAAUCUAUUUCAAGAACAGUUACAAAAGAAAAAACUUCCUACUGAAAGCGAUAUUUUAAAUAAUUUCGUGCCGUUAUACAAUGCCAAGUUGGCUCAGUUAAGCAAGGUGUCUGAGAAAGAAAAAAAUAAUGUACAAGAAACUACUCUACUGGAGAAACCAAAAGCUCCUAGUCGCGAAAAGUCUCGAAAUAAGGCUCAUGCUUCAAGACAAGCUCCACCCACUAGCAAAAAAGGAAAGAAGGAGCUUCGAAAAUGGGAUGAUCAAUUAACGAGCGAAGAGCAAGAAGCUUUAAAUUAUUCUGGGAAAACUCCAGACGUAGCUCCUACGUCUUCUCAGCUGUCAAACGUUAUUGGCGAUACAAACUUCCAAAAAACAAAAAAAGGAGACGUCGUUAUCGGUGAUUUAGAAGCCGAUCCGAAUCAAAAUCCUUCUGCUACUUCCUCAACCGCCUUUUCAUUUUUUUCUGGACUUAUUGGAGGCAAAUACCUGAAAGAGGAUGAUCUGGAUCCUGUUUUAAAAAAAGUGCAAGAGCACCUUAUCCAAAAAAAUGUUGCCAAUUCAAUCAGCCUUGAACUUUGUAAAUCAGUAAAAAAGUCUUUGAUUGGUAAAAAAGUGGGUUCUUUCGAAUCAGUGAAGCAAACGGUUAAUGCUGCCUUCCGCGAAACGUUGACUCAAAUCCUUACGCCAAGCACAUCUUUAGAUCUUUUGCAUAGUAUUCGUGCCGUUCAAAAGAAUGAAGAUAGACCGUACACCAUUUCUUUAAUCGGUGUCAAUGGCGUGGGUAAAUCUACUACAUUAGCAAAGCUUGCUUACUGGCUCUUAUCAAACAACUUUCGAAUCUUGGUUGCUGCUUGUGAUACAUUUCGUUCUGGAGCCAUUGAACAAUUAGGAGUGCAUGUGAGAAACCUUCAAUCCUUGAAAGGAAGUUCUAUUGAAUUAUUUGCUCAGGGAUAUGGAAAAGAUUCUAGUUUUGUCGUGAAAAAUGCUGUUGAAUAUGCCAAAAAGAACAACUUUGAUGUAAUUUUAAUUGAUACCGCCGGUCGGAGACAUAAUGACCAAAGAUUAAUGGGUUCUUUGGAAAAGUUUACCAAAGCUACGAAACUUGACAAAAUUUUCCAAGUAGCUGAAGCAUUAGUCGGUACUGACUCCUUAGCCCAGGCCAAGCAUUUUCAAGCAUCCUUAUAUCACCGCCCCCUUGAUGGAUUUAUUAUAUCAAAAGUAGAUACAGUUGGAAAAUUGGUGGGUGUCAUGGUCGGUAUGGUGUACAGUGUACGAGUACCUAUUGUCUUUGUCGGCGUAGGACAGAUGUACAGCGAUCUUCGCACUUUAUCCGUUGACUGGGUGGUGGAUCAGCUCAUGAAGUAG
Messenger RNA from Schizosaccharomyces cryophilus OY26, 1638 nucleotides. Its product is annotated as signal recognition particle receptor alpha subunit Srp101. Gene Ontology annotation, biological process: SRP-dependent cotranslational protein targeting to membrane. NCBI's taxonomy places the organism in Eukaryota, Fungi, Ascomycota, Schizosaccharomycetes, Schizosaccharomycetales, Schizosaccharomycetaceae. The record is from RefSeq and is a predicted model, not a curated record. The coding region runs from base 1 to 1638 and encodes 545 amino acids. Gene Ontology annotation, cellular component: endoplasmic reticulum membrane; signal recognition particle receptor complex. Gene Ontology annotation, molecular function: signal recognition particle binding; GTPase activity; ATP hydrolysis activity. The transcript has 3 exons.